This is a messenger RNA of Lytechinus pictus (painted urchin), 3522 nucleotides long. RefSeq names its product WD repeat domain phosphoinositide-interacting protein 2-like. Bases 138 to 1598 code for a protein of 486 amino acids. The transcript has 10 exons. Gene Ontology annotation, molecular function: phosphatidylinositol-3,5-bisphosphate binding; phosphatidylinositol-3-phosphate binding; protein binding. NCBI's taxonomy places the organism in Eukaryota, Metazoa, Echinodermata, Echinoidea, Temnopleuroida, Toxopneustidae. Gene Ontology annotation, biological process: autophagy of mitochondrion; protein lipidation; nucleophagy. Gene Ontology annotation, cellular component: cytosol; extrinsic component of membrane; phagophore assembly site membrane. The record is from RefSeq and is a predicted model, not a curated record.
AGAACAAUCUUAUGUAUACAACAACACUGAGAACGAAGACUCGACAAGAAUUCCACAACUUUGAACUUUCUGCUCUAAAAUCAACUGCCAUGCUUCGAAUAUACUAUUCCGACUGACAAGGAAGGAAAUCUGCCUCGAUGAACCUCGCAAAUCAGCCCUCGGAUUCAAAUUCGAAUCUUCUAUUUGUCAAUUUUAAUCAAGAUUAUACAUCCUUGGCAGUAGGCACAAAAACAAGCUACAGACUCUUCUCAUUGACAUCUGUGGACAAGCUAGAGCAGAUCUAUGAACAUGACUCUGAAGAUAUCUGCAUUGUUGAGAGGCUUUUCUCCAGUAGUCUGGUGGCAGUGGUGUCCCUCACAGCACCUCGUAAGCUAAAGGUCUGCCACUUUAAGAAAGGCACGGAGAUCUGUAACUAUAGCUACUCCAAUACUAUUCUAGCCGUCAAAUUAAAUCGCAAGCGAUUAAUAGUGGCGCUGGAAGAAAGUCUUUACGUUCAUAACAUUCGGGAUAUGAAAGUACUACAUACGAUACGGGACACCCCUCCCAACCCCCUGGGGCUGUGUGCCCUGUCAAUCAACAAUGAUAACUGCUAUCUGGCCUAUCCCGGAAGCAGUCAGAUCGGUGAGGUACAGAUCUUUGACACUGUAAACCUACAGGCGGUGACCAUGAUCUCGGCCCACAAUAGCCCACUAGCAGCACUGGCUUUUGAUACCACAGGGACAAAACUGGCAACAGCAUCAGAGAAGGGCACAGUGAUACGAGUAUUUUCCAUUCCAGAUGGCAAGAAAUUGUUUGAGUUCAGAAGAGGAGUAAAGAGGUGUGUCAGCAUAAAUUCCUUAGCAUUCAGCGCUGAUUCCAUAUUCUUGUGCGCAUCCAGUAAUACAGAGACGGUUCACAUCUUCAAGCUUGAACAGCCAAAAGAAAAACCUACAGAAGAGCCUUCAACAUGGAUGGGUUACCUUGGUAAAGCCUUGAUGACUCCUGCUAACUACCUACCUUCUCAAGUCACAGAGGUACUGACGCAGGACAGAGCAUUCGCUAUCGUCAAGCUACCCUUCUCAGGGCUCAAGAAUGUCUGUGCACUCGCUAACAUCUCAAAGCCUAGAGUCCUUGUAGCGGCUGCUGAUGGAUUUAUCUACAUCUAUAAUCUAGACCCAACUGAUGGAGGAGAUUGUACGUUACUCAAACAACACAGGUUAGACGGACAGGCUGAUGCAGGGGGCGGAGGACUCGUAGGAGCUACAUCAGGAGCAUCAGCAGGAGGAGAAGGAGCCAGCAGUGCUGGAUCCGAGGAGCAUAGUGAAGGAGCCGAAGCUAAGGGAGGAGUAUUGGGUGAGCAGGGGUUCUCGCCAGCUCCUGCUAAGACGUUUGCUGCGGCUACAGGGGGAUCCAGGAAUGUUGAUCUGCUUUCAUCAUCGCCACAUAGAAGUCCUGCUAGAGAACCAAUGUUACCUAGCACAGUAGACCACAGGCAUGAUGACCUAUUAGUAACGGCUGCUACAGAUGAUACCCAAUUCUCUUCCCCUGGGAUGGGACUCAAUCAACUACGUCUGGAUGAUGACAAUGAAUUCCCUCCCAUGAUGCAACACACAGAAUGAUCCCCCGUAAUAUGGUUCUGUUUGGCUAUUCAUAUAACAUUGCAUCACAUAUGGCAAGCCAUCUUUGCCAUGAAUUACAUUGUCCAAUGGUCUCUGAUAGGAUGGUGAAGCUUACUCACAAAUCUUAAAAAUAGUUAUUUUCUGCCAAAAAUAAAUUGUAGAAAAUGUAAGUUUUAUAGAUGAGAUUUGUGAGCAAAAUCUGCUCACUUCUAUGAGACCAUUGGCAAAGGCAGACAAUGUCAUGAAUGGCCUGCCAUAGAUAGAGUGCAAUGUUUUACAAUUUAUAUCCUUUAUGAUAUGCCAGUCUGGAUUCAUCUGUUGUGUAUCUCUGUGUUGAUGUUCUUGUGGCUGUGCAAAUUCCAAACUGACUCUGCUUGUCUACCUUAGAGUUGAUUUUUAAGUGCAAGUGGGCAUAUUGCUGUUAUUACUAAGAGGAUUAUUAACCAAGAUUCUAUUUAAACAACCUUCUCUUUCCCUUCCAAAAUUCAAAUAAUUAUUUUUUAAUAUCAUUAUCUCUUUUAGCCCAUCUGUUAUUCAUUUUCAAGAUAAAAAAAUUCAAACUACCAGUACAUUUGACUUAUAUAUAGUUGAUCAUACAUGAUUAAUGAAAUGGGAAAUUCGUGUGUAAGAAACAUCUGUUGUUUUAUGUCAUAUGUGUUUUGUUAUCAUACAGUGUUUUCCAUCAAUUUAUCCCCAAGAGUGAAAGAUUUUCUUGCUGCAUUUGCAAUGUAUAUUUUUCCUAGUCUGUUUUCACCAAACAAAUUUGCAAAUUGUUCUUAAAAUUGUGUGCAACUGCAGUCACUCCAGUUCUGUAAAUUGUUCUCCCAUCGGGCCCUGCUAUUAUUAUUACCCAGUCUCUAUCGGGGCUGCCUAGGCGCUCAAGCAUUCAAAGAAUUUCUUUCUUCAUGCCAGUUACCCAUUAACAUCACCUGUGUUGAGUGUAACACAAUACAAGUAAAUUUCUUGCUGAAGGAAAGCACACCAUGGCUUGGAAUAGAACCCACGUCCCUUAGAUUGAAAGACAAGAGUCCUGACCACUCGACCACAAGUUAUACAAAUGUCAAUUAUUAAUCAAUUAUGAACAUUUAUCAACCGAAAGAUCUCUGUGGAAGCUGUCUUUUCAAGGUUGUUUGAUCCUUUGGCAAUACCCUUACCUGAAUAUUAACAUGCUUGAAGAAUGAUAUAUGCUUGUUUCACUGUAAUUGCAUGUAUUCUGAAUGAUGGAUGCGCUACACAUGGCUAGUACAAGAAGAUCACUACAUUUCAGCAUAUCAGAAUCAUUCUAAAAGCAUUGAUUGGGCUUUUACGAAUGUCAUUUGAUGUGUAAUACCUUGGUCACAUUUGUUCUACGGCGGCCGUACGGCGAGUCGAAACCAGCCGUUUUAAAAAAAAUUUGUACCAGCUACAUAUACGGUAGGUGCUUUGGAUGAAAAUGAAUAAAACGACUGUUUUCGACUCGCCGUACGGCCGCCGUAGAGCAAAUGUGACCAAGGUAUAAUUCACAACAGGAAUUUUAUGUAGUGCUUGUAGGCCAGCCUUUUUUUUUCUAUUGAUAGAUAGAUAUUUUUUCAUGAUAUUGGACACAGUGAUUUUGGAGGAGGUAUAUAAUUCCAAUGGUGGAGGAAAAACAGUAAUUUUUAAUGAAAGAAUAUGUGACUGUUGAGUUGUAUAUUAUGUUGAACAAUACAUGUGUAAGUCAAGGAGAUGGAUGCAUGUCAAGUUAACAGUUGGAGGUUUCACAAAGACUCAAGUUGGACUCAUUAUUGAAUUCCAGGAAAUCAUUUCACCAGCCAUUUGUCAUCUGACCAGUAAGUUUUCAGAUCAGGCAUCUUUGUGAUUGACUGAGAAGCAAAGAUGUCUGAUUAUUGAUAAAAAAAGGCCACAGUGAAUUUUAGAUUAAACUCACAAAACAUCAAUAGUUUUU